Molecule: messenger RNA, 3688 nt
Organism: Heterocephalus glaber (naked mole-rat)
Lineage: Eukaryota; Metazoa; Chordata; Mammalia; Rodentia; Bathyergidae
Gene: Cbx7
Product: chromobox 7
Biological process (GO): negative regulation of transcription by RNA polymerase II
Cellular component (GO): PRC1 complex
Source: RefSeq, a predicted model, not a curated record
GCUGGCUCCCUCGCUGGCGCGGAGGAAAACGUUGCGCAGGUUCAAAAAUGGAACGUCGACAGCGUGAGGGAGCGCGAGGGGGUGUGCGCGCGUGCGCGUGCGCGUGCGCGCCCGGCCGAGGGUGACGGGGACCCCGCCGGCCCGAGCAUCGCGCGCAGCAGCCGCGGCCCCGCAGCUCCGCCCCCGGCCCGGCCCGCUCCGGGCCCGCUCGCCCGCCGCCCCGCAUGGAGCUGUCAGCCAUUGGGGAGCAGGUGUUCGCGGUGGAGAGCAUCCGGAAGAAGCGCGUGCGGAAGGGCAAAGUGGAGUAUCUGGUAAAGUGGAAAGGAUGGCCCCCCAAGUACAGCACAUGGGAGCCGGAAGAGCACAUCCUGGACCCCCGCCUUGUCAUGGCCUACGAGGAAAAGGAGGAGAGAGACCGAGCAUCGGGGUAUAGGAAGAGAGGCCCGAAACCCAAACGGCUUCUGCUGCAGCGGCUGUACAGCAUGGACCUGCGCAGCUCCCACAAGGCCAAGGGCAAGGAGAAGCUCUGCUUCUCCCUGACGUGCCCGCUUGGCAGCGGGAGCCCUGAGGGGGUGGUCAAGGCGGGGGCACCUGAGCUGGUGGACAAGGGCCCCUUGGUGCCCACCCUGCCCUUCCCACUCUGCAAGCCGCACAAGGCCCACAAGUACCUGCGGCUCUCACGAAAGAAGUUCCCGCCCUGCGGGACCCACCUGGAGAGUCACAGCCAUCCACGGGAGCUCUCCCUGCAGGAGCCACCGGCCACAGAGGUCCUGCAGGCAGCCAGCGAGUGGGAGUCCACGGAGCAGCCCCCGGAGGAGGAGGAUGCAGACUUGGCCAAUGGGCCCCCUCCCUGGACACCCACGCUCCCCUCAAGUGAGGUGACCGUGACUGACAUCACCGCCAACUCCAUCACCGUCACCUUCCGUGAGGCCCAGGCAGCGGAGGGCUUCUUCCGAGAUCGCAGCAGGAAGCUCUGAGCCUCCGUGACCGCUGUCCUUAAACUGUUUUCUUUGGGGCUUGGGGUGGGCAACUCCAGAGAUUGGGGAUGGGUUGGGGUGGGGUUCCUAUUUUAUUUAAAAAACUCCGGAGCAGAAAGGGGGAAGACCCCACCACCCUCCUGUCACCCUGCCUUGCUCUCUGAUCUUCGAGGGAUGUUUACAGCCGGCCCACUGGGUGGGGCUGAGAGGCCAGCGAAACUCUGGUGGCUGAGUCAUCUCAAGGAUGGGGCAGGGCCGCCUGCCUGGGAUACCGGUCUCUAAGCAGCUGAUUCUAGGAGUCAAGGGGGGUCCAGAGCUCUGCCUCGAGCAGUGACCCAGGUUGCUCCCCCCCUACUUUUUUGUUUUUGGCUUGGAUCUUUAUUUUGAACUCUCCACCCCAGCUUUACUGAGGGACUGGAAGGCUGGCUUUGACCACCAGGGUCUGGGAUUUCGGCAAGGGGAGGGAGGCGGGGUUUGAGGUGGUGGGGCCAUGCCCUGGCCCCCCAGAGAGGUGGCCACCCUUCUGGCCGCCUCACCUGGAAACACUAGCCACCCAGGUGUGCAUGCCUUGUCCCUCGUGUGCACUCAGACCUGCCUCUCGUGUCUGCAGAUGUGUCCAUGUGGGCCCUGCACACCUCCCUGAGAAACCCUGACCAGAUGAGCGUGAGGCGAUUCAUAGCACAAAAGAACUUGCCACGGCAGCCCCCGCACGCACCUUGUACGCGUGCUGUGUGACAGGACUCGUCUGAGCUCCAUUUGCUCCCAGCCAUCAGCAGAGGCGCCUGGCCAUGAGCAUGGUGGCAUCUGGCGCUCCAGCCAUGCCAUUGUGGCCUUGUAGUUGUACCUGCCCAGGUCACAGUUGGGCAAACAUCUGCUGAGUUGUGCUGACACAUCUGCAUAGGCUCUAAGACACUUGGGACCUGUCCUUCCUCCCGCAGGGGUUCUUGUCCUUUCUGACUCAGGUGACUUUUCAGCCCUCCAAGUUCCUCUUUUUUCUGCCCUCCCCUCUAGCUCAGCCAACCAUGGCGUGGGCAGCGGAGAGAAUAUCCCCCCGCUUUCUCAGGGCAGUCCUCGUCUCCUGAACCCCUGCUUCCUUCCAGUCUAUGUCUUCUCCCCAGUCAACCUAAAUGCCACAGCCAGGGCUGACCUUGUUCCUAUGGGGGUCAGGGUGUGCAAGGACCCCAUGCUCUGGCAAGGGCUGCAUCUACCAGGACGGGGCUUGUUUUCUAGUUUGCAGAGAUGUCCCACGGGCUGACUUCUCCCGUCCCAGCCCCGUGGGAGAGAAAGGCCAAGUGGGAUGGGUCCCAGGGGAGCAUGGAGAGGUCUCCUCCCCUACUCUCUCGGCUGCUGUUAGCCUGACUUGAAUGUAGAACCAAUGUGUGUGUCCCCUGACUCUGCUGUGUCCUUGGGAGGUCAGCAGAUCUCUGUAGGGGCAAGGGUAGGCGACUCUUUCGCUGUCCCUCCCCAGUUCCCAAACCAAAGACAGCCUGCACCCCAUUUCUGUUUGGGAUGCUCUGUUAGCAAGAUCCCCAAGUCCCAUCUCUCCCCAUCCUCCUUAAUUCCUAGUUGUACAGGGUCAACUCAGUGCUUCCACAGGGGAUGGUCCCUUGCAGGUGACCUGCUUCAGCCCCAGCCCUGGUUGCAUCUAGAAGAAUGUGGAGGUGGGGGUCAGGGAGAGGAAGGGGCAGCAGGACUUGCCACUUGUCAGCAGCGGGUCCCUGGGGAGGGGAGGGUUUCCCAGUAGAGACGGCAGUAGAGGGUGGUGGUCCCGUUGAAGGAGUUGAUCCAUAGCUUUGGAACUUGGUGGCAGCUUCCAUUCGAAAUCAUGCUGCCCAACCCCAGGGGACACAGAACCACUUCCUGCAUCCCAGGCACUCGCGUAGAGCUGCCUGCAGCUUGUGAGUCUGUGGACCAGGUUUUCUUUUGGGUGAGGCAGCAGAACACACCUUCGUCUUCCUCAGCCCUUUGUGGCCCCCAGGAGCCUGAAGCUCAGGGAGGGCUGAGGGCUAGGAGGGUGGCCUGGGAUGGGUGGCCCUGAGAUCCCCUGCUCAGGCAGCCAUGUGGCACUGACUCUCUGGGGAGGACAGCUAUAGGCUGCAGGGUCUUUUCUGGCCCAGGACAGGUGACUUCCCAGUCUGGAGUAUCCCAGGUGGGCAGUGAUCUCCCACCCCAUUGCCCCCCAGAAGGCCAGUACUCGGGUGGGAGAGGGCUCUGAAAGCCACCUGCCUCCCCUCCCCCUGUCCCACCUGUUCUGAAUGUAGAGGCCAGCCGGUACUUUUCCUUUGCCAUGGGUGAGAAUGCCUUGCCCCGGCAUGGCCGCUUGCAGUUCGGGGACAAGCUCCUCUGGGCUGUGAGGUUGUUCUUGGGAUAGUGAUCCCUUUGCCAAUUUCUUCCCACCUCCUGCUCCAGGGGCAGGCGCCAGCAUCUAUAAGAUGGCGUAGCUUUUGCUUUAUAAGUGGCCGCCAGGUCUCAGCACAAGAACGCUUCCUUUGCACAGAAUGAGCUCCGAGCUUUGUUCAGACUACAUGAAUGUACUGGGGGGUGGGGGGGGCGAGCGCACGCCUUCCCGGGCGAGUGUGUGCGGGGAUUCCGUGGGUGCAGAGCGCGGUUUUAUUUUUGUACUGAUAUUGGUAAGAGACUAUAGCAUCUAUUUAUUUAGAUGAUUUAUCUGGUAAAUGAGGCAAAAAAUAUUAAAAAUGAUUUUAAAAAGA